GGGAGCACAGCGCACAGUCCUCCUCAGUUUCAGCUCACUAUUCUAGAGUGCACUGGGAAAUCACCACAAUAAGAAAGAAGCCAAGAGAAUAAAUAUGGGAAACUAAAUUUUACUGGCAUGCGGCGGAUUUUAGAAACGGGGAAACUGGAGUUCUUCUGAAAACUGCAAGUGGAUUUUUGUUUUCUUCAUCACAAUGUGUGCAGGAUGGAUGUGGGUCAGAUUCCAGCUGAUUUUUCCUGAGGAUACAAGGACUGGCAAGCUAUCAGCAUGAAUCACUGAGGAAUAAAAAGAAAACCUUUGAUGUCAAUGUUGACUUUUAAAAACUGAUCAUGGUGAAAAGGAAGGGAUUGUUAUUUCCACUGGUGUGCUUAAUGGGAGAGUUUUGGCUCACGUCACAGCAGGUCCUGAGAAUUGGCGGCAUAUUUGAAACGCUUGAAAACGAACCCAUAAGUGUGGAAGAACUGGCCUUUAAAUUUGCCGUAACCAACAUAAACAGGAACCGGACCUUAAUGCCAAACACCACGCUGACCUACGACAUCCAGAGAAUAAACCUGUUCGACAGUUUUGAAGCUUCCAGAAGAGCAUGUGACCAGUUGGCGCUGGGAGUUGGAGCCGUGUUUGGACCCUCUCACAGCUCCUCCGUCAGUGCCGUCCAGUCCAUCUGUAACGCUCUGGAGGUCCCUCACAUCCAGACACACUGGAAACACCCCUCAGUGGACAACAAAGACAGCUUCUACAUUAACCUCCACCCGGAAUAUGCCUCCAUAAGCAGAGCCGUGCUGGACAUCGUGCAGUUCUAUAAGUGGAAAGCGGUCACCGUGGUCUACGAGGACGCCACGGGACUGAUCCGGUUGCAGGAGCUGAUUAAAGCUCCAUCCAGAUAUAGCAUUAAAAUCAAGAUCCGCCAGCUUCCAUCAGGAAGCAAAGACGCCCGUCCCCUCCUCAAAGAGAUGAAGAAAGGGAAGGAGUUCUUUGUCAUCUUCGACUGCACUUACCAAACAUCCACAGAUGUCCUGAAGCAGAUCCUGUCCAUGGGGAUGAUGACAGAAUAUUAUCACUACUUCUUCACCACAUUGGACUUGUUCGCCCUUGACCUGGAGCCGUACCGCUACAGUGGGGUCAACAUGACGGGGUUCAGGCUGCUCAACGUGGACAAUCCAAAAGUGGCUUUGGUGCUGGAGAGGUGGGCAAUGGAGCGGCUGCAGGCUUCCUCCAAAGUCGAAACAGGAAUGAUGGAGGGGAUGAUGACCACUGAAGCGGCGCUGAUGUAUGAUUCUGUUUACAUGGUGGCUGCGGCCUCACAGCGCACCUCCCAGAUCACCGUAAGCUCUCUUCAGUGCCACCGACACAAACCCUGGCGCUUUGGAUCACGUUUCAUGAACCUGCUCAAAGACACACAAUGGGAUGGCUUGACGGGACAAAUAAUCAUAAACAAGACAGACGGCCUGCGUAAAGAAUUUGAUUUAGACGUCAUCAGCCUAAAGGAGGACGGCUUGGAGAAGUCAAUGACUGGAAGCCGAUUGAAUAAAGUGUGGAAAAAGAUUGGUAUUUGGAACUCCCAGAUGGGCCUUAAUUUAACCGAAACCACCAAAGACUCUUCCACGAAUAUUACAGACUCAAUGGCCAACAGGACCCUUAUUGUCACAACGAUUCUGGAAAAUCCUUAUGUCAUGUAUAAAAAAUCUGAUAAACCCCUUUAUGGGAAUGACCGCUUUGAGGGUUACUGCCUGGAUUUGCUCAAAGAGCUGUCAAACAUUUUAGGGUUCUCCUAUGAGGUAAAACUGGUGUCAGAUGGAAAAUAUGGUGCUCAGAACGACAAGGGGGAGUGGAACGGCAUGGUGCGAGAACUCAUCGACCAUGUGGCUGAUCUUGCUGUGGCCCCUCUUACCAUCACCUAUGUGAGGGAAAAGGUGAUUGAUUUCUCCAAGCCCUUCAUGACACUAGGAAUCAGCAUCCUGUAUCACAAACCCAACGGCACCAAUCCGGGAGUGUUCUCCUUCCUUAAUCCACUCUCUCCUGAUAUCUGGAUGUACGUGUUGCUGGCCUGCCUCGGUGUCAGCUGUGUGCUGUUUGUCAUCGCCAGAUUCACUCCAUACGAAUGGUACAACCCACACCCCUGUAACCCAGACUCAGACGUAGUCGAAAACAACUUCACUUUAAUCAACAGUGUGUGGUUUGGAGUUGGAGCACUUAUGCAGCAAGGGUCUGAAUUAAUGCCUAAGGCUCUUUCAACAAGGAUAGUUGGAGGAAUUUGGUGGUUUUUCACACUAAUAAUAAUCUCCUCAUACACUGCCAAUUUGGCUGCCUUCCUCACUGUGGAGAGAAUGGACUCCCCGAUUGAUUCUGCAGAUGACUUGGCCAAGCAAACAAAAAUAGAGUAUGGUGCUGUGAGAGAUGGCUCCACCAUGACUUUUUUUAAGAAAUCUAAAAUCUCAACCUAUGAGAAAAUGUGGGCAUUUAUGAGCAGCAGAAAAAACACAGCCUUGGUGAAAAACAAUCGUGAAGGCAUCCAGAGGGUUCUCACCACAGAUUACGCUCUUUUGAUGGAGUCUACCAGCAUCGAGUACAUCAGUCAGCGCAACUGUAACCUCACACAGAUUGGAGGAUUGAUAGAUUCCAAGGGCUAUGGUGUGGGAACUCCAAUUGGUUCCCCUUACAGAGACAAAGUCACUAUUGCUAUCUUGCAACUCCAGGAAGAAGGGAAGCUGCACAUGAUGAAGGAGAAAUGGUGGAGAGGGAACGGUUGUCCAGAGGAGGACAGCAAAGAGGCCAGCGCUCUGGGUGUGGAGAACAUAGGAGGAAUCUUUAUUGUGCUGGCAGCCGGACUUGUCCUCUCAGUUUUUGUGGCAAUCGGAGAGUUUAUUUACAAAUCAAGAAAAAACUUGGACAUUGAGGAGGUGAGUGUUGGCCAGUGCGAAUGGCACAACAAGUAUUAACAAGUUAGGGGACUCAGUCAAAGACUUUACUACGUGUUUAUGUUGUCUUCGUCUUUACAGGACCACACUGAUCAGAGGGCCAGUAAAACUGAUUAAACUUAGAUCUAUUUAACUGCAUUGUUACAAUCAAAACUUUCAAAGGGGGUUUUGUGUGAGGGUAGUUUUAAAACACAUUAUUCUCGAUUGGGCAAAUGCGUUAGAAUGCUUCUUUUCUAAUGACAAAUGAUUGCAGUUAUGAUACUUGACCAUCUUGGCCUUGCUGUUUUUGCAAUAGCAUUUUAACAUUGUUGCAUGGGAGACGGCUCAUUGUUAUGCCAUUGUACUGUUGGCAGAAAAUGCAAGUGAUAUCAUUUUAGACAUGUUUGCCAUAUUAACUUUAAUAACUGCUGUAGGUUUCUAUAUAACAUUGCACAAAAUUUUGAUUCUUUUUUUUCCAAAUUGUUUUUGAAUGAAUGUUCCCUCAGGAUGUAAUUAUGAAGUGGGUUUGUGGGUUUAUUUCUUGUUCCCGUUUGAAGUUGAUGAAUGUGGUUGUAUGUUAUUGUUUUGUUAAAACCGUCACACAAUGACUACAAUUAUGUGAGUACAAUACAUCUUUUAACCUUUGA
This is a messenger RNA of Nothobranchius furzeri (turquoise killifish), 3541 nucleotides long. Its product is annotated as glutamate receptor ionotropic, kainate 1. Gene Ontology annotation, cellular component: presynaptic membrane; kainate selective glutamate receptor complex; plasma membrane. The record is from RefSeq and is a predicted model, not a curated record. Gene Ontology annotation, biological process: synaptic transmission, glutamatergic; modulation of chemical synaptic transmission; monoatomic ion transport. NCBI's taxonomy places the organism in Eukaryota, Metazoa, Chordata, Actinopteri, Cyprinodontiformes, Nothobranchiidae. Gene Ontology annotation, molecular function: transmitter-gated monoatomic ion channel activity involved in regulation of postsynaptic membrane potential; kainate selective glutamate receptor activity.